CAGAUCAGUGCAGGAAAUGAACUUGGCUCAGACUACAGCAUAUAACCGGAAGUGUUUGACUUUUACCGUGUCUGAGAUAGGAAAUGGCGCAGCCAGGCACUCAGCUGGAUCAACAACAAUUCUGCUGUUCCAUCUGUCUGGAUCUACUGAAGGAUCCGGUGACUGUUCCCUGUGGGCACAGCUACUGUAUGAGCUGUAUUCAAAGCCAUUUGGAUGAGGAAGAUCAAAAGGAAACCCACAGCUGUCCUCUGUGCAGACAGACCUUCGUACUGAGGCCCACCCUGGUGAAGAACACCAUGUUAUCAGAUUUAAUGGGGGAGCUGAAGAAGACAGGAACAGCUUCAGCUGAUCACUGCCAUGCUGGACCUGGAGAUGUGGCCUGCGAUGUCUGCACUGAAAGAAAGCUGAAAGCUGUCAAGUCCUGUCUGCACUGUCUGGUCUCUUACUGUGAACAACACCUGCAGCCUCACUACAAAUCUCCUGCCUUUGAAAAACACAAGCUGGUCAACCCUGCCAAGGGGCUUCAGGAGAACAUCUGCUCUCGUCACAAUGAAGUAAUAAAGAUUUUCUGCCGCACUGAUCAGAUGUGUAUCUGUUAUCUCUGCUAUAUGGAUGAACAUAAAGGCCACAACACAGUCUCAGCUGCAACAGAGAUGGCUGAGAGGCAGAAAGAGAUUGAAGUGAGCUGGCAAAAAAUUCAGCAGAGAAUCCAGACCAGAGAGGAAGAUAUGAAGGUGCUUCGGCAGCAGGUGGAGGCGAUCAAUACCUGUGCUAAUAAUGCAAUGAGAGAGAGCGAGAAGAUCAUCAAUCAACUGAAGCAGCAGAUCAGAUCUCGUCAGAUAGCUGAAGUGAGUCGAGCCAAAGAGCUUCAGGAGAAGCUGGAGCAGGAAAUCGUUGAACUAAGGAGGAAAGAUGCUGAACUGCAGCAGCUCUCACACACAGAGGACCACACUGAAUUUUUGAACAAAUGCCCCUCACUGUCACAACUUACUGAAUCAAGCAACUCUCCCAGUGUCAGUAUCCAUGCACAGCCAUAUUUUGAGGAAGUGAAAGGAGCUGUUUCUGAAGCCAGAGAUAAAUUACAGGAUGUUCUUAUCGAGGAAUUGAGCAAAAUCUCACUGACAGAGAUUGGCGCGGAUGUCUUCCUGCCACAGCAAGAGCCCAAGAGCAGAGAAGAUUUCUUAAAAUAUGCACAACAAGUCACACUGGAUCCAAAUACAGCACAUAAACAUCUGUACAUUGAGGUGAGGAGCGUGAGAUUUUCAUAUGACAACAUGGACCUGCCUGAACACCCAAACAGAUUUACUCUCUGGCCUCAGGUUUUGUGCCGUGAGACUCUGACUGGACGGUGUUACUGGGAGGUGGAGUGGGACGGGAACAUUUUUAUAUCAAUGGCAUACAAGAACAUCAGCAGAAAUGGAAUUGAAAGUACAUUUGGAAACAAUCACAAAUCUUGGGCAUUAAAAUGCUCCAAAAAUGGUUUUACUAACCGUUAUGAGUUCAGACAUAAUAACAUCCAAACUUCCAUCUCAGGCCCUCAGUCCUCGACAGUAGGCAUGUACCUGGAUCACAGGGUGGGCGUUCUGUCCUUCUACAGCAUCAGUGACAUGACUCUGCUCCACAGAGUCGAGACCACAUUCACUCAGCCACUCUGUCCAGGACUUGCUGUUUAUAAUGGAUCUUACGCUGUGUUCCUAAACACAGGAAACAAAAGAAGAUGACUGAAAAAGAAGAUAUGUCCCAUUGGACAGGUCAUUUCCAUCGUACCGCAGAGGACCAGCAUUUCCCAACCUUUUUGAUUUUUUUAUGCCUUGCAACACAGCAGUGUGUGGUUUAUCUUGUCAUGUUUAAAAGUUGCCAGCAGUUCCACCAAAAACGGAAUUUCCCGCUGAACCUCUUAGAUGGCUGCAUUAUUAACUCAAACCUUCAGAGGGCAAAUGAUUUUAAUACACAAAAGAAAAAUGAAAAACAAUGACUACUUGUUGCCUUAACUACAGCUAACAUAUUUUUCUUGUGCUUUAUAAUUGAGCUUGGUCAAAUUAGUCUAAUUUUAUAUCAUGCAUGCAGCGUGAUAUUUGCAUUCAUGUCUCUGAUUGUGUACGACUGGAAGCAAAUAAGGA
This is a messenger RNA of Monopterus albus (swamp eel), 2120 nucleotides long. RefSeq names its product tripartite motif-containing protein 16-like. The transcript has a single exon. Gene Ontology annotation, molecular function: ubiquitin-protein transferase activity; protein binding; zinc ion binding. Bases 84 to 1721 code for a protein of 545 amino acids. Lineage: Eukaryota; Metazoa; Chordata; Actinopteri; Synbranchiformes; Synbranchidae. The record is from RefSeq and is a predicted model, not a curated record. Gene Ontology annotation, biological process: protein ubiquitination.